Molecule: messenger RNA, 1050 nt
Organism: Punica granatum (pomegranate)
Lineage: Eukaryota; Viridiplantae; Streptophyta; Magnoliopsida; Myrtales; Lythraceae
Source: RefSeq, a predicted model, not a curated record
GAGACACUUCCCGAAGUCCGGGCGCUCGUGCGCCGGGUUCACAUGUUCUUUUGCAACUUUUCCCGUAAAAUGAAGCUGCCGCCACCCAAGGGAUGCAGGAGAAGCUCUCUGUUCUUCUAGAAUCAAAGCAGAGCAAUGGCGGUCGUCAAUGGCGACGAAGCAGGCGUUCCGGAGGGAGCUCAGAGCCGUCCAAUCUCCUCCAUCGUCAUCAUAACAGCCGUUCAGUCUCAAGCUCUCCCGCUAGCGGAAAAAUUUCAACUUGUGGAGGAUGCGGCCCUGUCUGCAGAAGGUUUUCCCUGGGUUCGAUAUUCUGGGGUUUACAAAAAUUUGUGCCUAAAUGUUAUUUGGCUGGGGAAAGACUUAGCUCUUGGAGUUGAUAGCGUAGGCACAGUUUCUGCAGCUCUCGUUGCUUAUGCAUCCAUUCAAGCAUUAAAACCAGACCUCAUCAUUAAUGCAGGCACAGCUGGUGGUUUGAAGUCAAAGGGAGCGACCAUCGGGGAUGUGUUUCUUCCUUCUCAUGUUGCAUUCCAUGACAGAAGGAAUCCUCUCCCCGUUUGUGAUUUGUAUUGCAUUGGUACUCGACAGGCAUUCUCAACACCCGACCUCUUGAAGGAACUUAACCUAAAGGCUGGAAAAUUGUCUACGGGCAACUCCCUGGAUAUAUGUCCUCAGGAUGAAAAACUAAUCACUGCAAAUGAUGCAGCUGUUAAAGAUAUGGAGGGAGCAGCCAUUGCAUACGUGGCAGAUUUGCUGAAAAUCCCAAUUAUUUUCAUCAAGGCCGUGAGUUAUAUUGUGCAUGACGAGAAACCCGAUUCGGAUAAUUACUUGAAGAACUUGAUGGGAGGGAGUGUCGCGCUCGAUGAGGCGGUCGUCCGAGCCAUAGAGUUCACUAACGGGAAGCGGCUUUCCGAGCUUUGACAAGUAUCCGACCUUUCUUCUCAUAAUGCCCUUAUUCAGUACUGUAAGAACCGAAUUUACAUUCUUGGAACUCUUUCCAGAUGAACCGAUUAUGAUGGCAAAUUUGGGAAAUCAGAGUCGCUCUAAUACCAA